Molecule: messenger RNA, 1398 nt
Organism: Sus scrofa (pig)
Lineage: Eukaryota; Metazoa; Chordata; Mammalia; Artiodactyla; Suidae
Source: RefSeq, a predicted model, not a curated record
AUGGCUCUAAGGGUCCUCACACAGAAACAUGGGACAAACCACCAAGCUGGCAGCCUUCCUUUCCUGCCUCCUGGACCCUAUCACCAGUGGAUGGCUGAGUACAAACAGUCGGUAGCUGCUACUGCCGUAUUAACUAAAGGAAACAGAAAACUCACCUCUAGAGGAAGGCUGACUGUGCAUAUAAAAACAGGAUAUGGGGAUACAAAUGCCUGGUUAAAAUGGAUAAAAUAUUCUGUGGACACACUACACAAAGGCAGCUGUUACGCUUGUGCCACAGGGAGACUGGAGGCCCAAGUGGUUCCCUUUCCUCUGGGAUGGUCAUCAGACCCACAGGGUCUUGAAUGUGCGAAGGCCCUCCUCCAGGACAAAACAGCUUGAAAUGAUGAGUCCAGUCAUUUGUCACUGCUAUUCUCUGAGGUCAAAAGUUCUGCGGGUCAGCUCCUGAGAACUGUUCAGCAGCCAAAUGAAAAUCAACUCUCCUCAUGUCUAAAAUGACAAGAGGCAAAGGCAACUUUCUUAGGCAACCUGACCAGGUGCAGUGAAAGCCAGUCCUUGCCCCAAGCAGAUGUCUGGUGGUAUUGUGGGAGUCCACUAAUGGAUAUCCUUCCAAAAAAUCAAAGCAACUCCUGUACUUUUGUGCAAUUUUUAAUCCUUUUCAUCCUGGCAUUUAGGCCCUAAUCUCAAACUCAGCCAAUCCUGAGGAUGAGACAUCACCCCCCUGGGUGGCAGGGGUCCUUUGACCCCCAUGUCUGUGUUAACUCAAUAAGUGUUCAAAAAUUUAAGACAAGAAAUCAGGUAGCUGCUAGGUUUGAAUCUGCUCUCUUUUGGUGGUCAACCAUGAACAAAAAUGUUGAUUGGAUAAACUGCAUCUAUUACAAUCAACAAAGAUUCAUUAAUUACACUAGAGAUGCCAUUAAAGAAAUAGCUGAACAGCUAGAGCCAACUAGUCAAGUGGCAUGGGAAAAUAGACUUGCUUUAGAGAUGAUGCUGGCAGAAAAGGGUGGAGUCUGUGUAAUGACAGAUAUCCAGUGCUGUACAUUCAUUCCCAACAUCGCCGCCCCAGACAGCACCAUCACCAAGACCCUACAUGGAUUAAUAACCUUAGCAGAUGAACUUUCAGAGAAUUCUGGUGUUAAUGACCCCUUCACAGACCUUUUAGAAAAUUGGUUUUAAAAAAAAUGGAAGGGACUAAUAGCUUCAAUCUGUACCCCUCAAAUUGCUGUAGUUAGUGUCUGUGUCUUAGCUGCAUGUUGUAUAAUUCCUUGUGCCAGAGGACUUAUUCAAAAAUUAAUAGAAAUUGCCCUAACAAAGCAACUGGGAUGCCCUCCUCACCAAGCCAAUACACUCCAGCUGAACACAGUAGAACAUGAGAGCCAAAACCAUGCUCAAAGAGUUUGA